CGAAGAGACAUUAUAUAGAGACAUCUCAGGCUAAUUGUGCGGAUCUAAAAAUAUGGAUGCUUAUUAUUGAGUGAAGAGGAGGAGAAUUGAUUUCCCUUUCAAAGACUUUUGUGCAGGCUUUUGAUGUGGAGAAUGGAGAGUGGAAGUGGUGCGCUGGUGGGGCUUGUGCUGCUGCUGUAUACGGUUAUGUUGAGGACAGCGCACUCAGCCUCUCAUAGUAUCUACCCCAGGAUACGCUUGUCACAUAAAGAGCUAUGGCAGCUGAACCGGACGUGGGUGUACCAAGGCCACGGAGCCUCUUUCCAGCCCCAGACCAUGCUUCUCGACGACAGCCACGAGCGCCUCUACAUUGGGGCCAAGAACUCUCUCUUCUCCCUGAGCUUGGACCGCAUCAACGCCCAUCCCCGAGAGGUCCAGUGGGCGAGCACAGAGUCCCAGAUGGAAAACUGUCUGAUGAAGGGGAGAGAAAAGACGGAGUGCGCAAACUACAUCAAGGUGCUGCAGCAGUACAACCACACCCACCUGCUGGUGUGUGGGACCGGUGCCUUCAACCCGCUCUGCGCAUUCGUCCAAGUGGGCCACACUGGACAGGAGCGUACGUUUGUCCUUGAAGAGGAGAGUGUGAGCAGUGGGAAAGGACGCUGUCCCUAUGACCCCAACAGUCCCUGCACCUCCACAAUGUCCAGGGGAGAGUUGUACAUCGGCCUGUACACAGACUACUGGGAGAAUGACGGAGCCUUGUGUAGACUCAACAACCAGACCUACACCCGUACAGAGAGGGAUGACCGGCAACAGCUCAACGAGCCAAAGUUUGUGGGCUCGGCGGUGAUCCCAGACAACGAGGACAGAGAGGAUGAUAAGGUGUACUUCUUCUUCACUGAGAGAGAGCUGGACCCAGAAGGAGCGCACAGGGCCGUGUACACACGUGUGGGAAGAGUCUGUGCAAAUGACCAGGGGGGACAGAGGAUGCUGGUGAACCGUUGGAGCUCCUUCCUGAAAACCCGUCUCAUCUGCUCCGUGUCAGGACCUAACGGCAUCGACACACAUUUUGAUGAGCUGGAGGACGUGUUUGUGCUCCGGAACAAAGACGAGAAAAAUCCAGAAAUCUUUGGCCUGUUCAGCACCACCAGUGCUGUUUUCAAAGGCUACGCUGUGUGCAUCUACACCAUGGAGGACAUCCGAGCUGCGUUCAAUGGGCCAUUUGCCUACAGGGAGAGACCAGAGCACCACUGGAGCCUGUACGAGGAGCGCAUCCCCUACCCCAGGCCAGGAUCAUGUGCCAGUAAGAUGACGGGUGGGGCUUUCUCCAGUUCUAAAGAGUUCCCAGAUGAGGUGCUGCGUUUCGUUCGCUCUCACCCGGUCAUGUACCGGCCGGUCCUGCCCCAGCACAAGAGGCCGGUGCUGCUGCAGACCGAGCCGGGCCACAGGAGGCUCACCCAGGUUGCAGUGGACAGAGUGCAGGCGCAGGACGGGUACUACCACGUGCUCUACAUCGGGACAGACGACUCAGCAGUUCUGAAGUUUAUCACCAUCUAUAACAAAGACACAGACACCAUGGAGGAGGUGCUGCUGGAGGAGCUGCAGGUCUUUAAGGUGCCUGCUCCAAUUCGAGAGAUCAUCAUUUCUCCCAAAAGACAACAGCUGUAUGUGGGCUCGGAGGUGGGCGUGGCUCAGGUCCGCCUGCACCAGUGUGACCUGUAUGGCUCUGAGUGUGCAGACUGCUGCCUGGCCCGGGACCCCUACUGCGCCUGGGACGGCCUCACCUGCUCCCGCUACUACCCCAACGGAGUCUACACCAAGAGCCGUCGAUUCAGGCGCCAGGAUGUUCGCCAUGGCAACGCCGUCCAGCUGUGCAACGGGCUCCAAAUUGAUGGUGAAGAGUGGCAACGUGCUGAAGAGAAGCGCGUCUAUGGAGUGGAGAGCAACAGCACUUUACUAGAGUGUGUGCCGCGCUCACUGCAGGCCAAAGUGCUCUGGUUCACUCAGCGGGAUGGAGACAAGCACGAGAUCCGGGGCGACGAGCGGGUGAUCCUGACGCCCCAUGGCCUCCUCUUCCUCAGGCUUAAGAGCUCCGACGCCGGCCUGUACGUGUGCCAAACUGUGGAGCAUGGCUACGUGCACACUCUUCUACACGUGACCCUCAACGUUCUAAGCUCCAACAAAGUCGAAUACGCCAACCACCACAUCAACAACCAACGCGACCCCGGCAAAACAUCCACGCAAUGCCAAACCUCCGCUUCUUCUCCCCCGGGCCCAAGUGUUAGCCCGAGAUCUUUAGCCCCCUCUCCUGGUCAUAACUCCAGACUGUGGUACAAAGACUUCCUUCAGCUGAUCGGAUACGGGGACGCACAGAAAGUGGAGGAGUACUGCGAGAGAGUCUGGUGCUCCGACAAGAAACGUAAAAAAUCAAAGAGGAGAUACGUCCCCGUGGAGAGGAGGGGGAAGGGGAGGGGAGAGGAGAGUUCCAAUCGCGCGCCGAGGCAUACCACCGAUACCUGAAGGCCAACAGAAUUAUCCAAAAGGUCAUACCUGCUCGAUGUUUUCAUCUCGUAAUAGCUUUUCUUUCGACAUGGCUUCAGACAAGGACUGUGAUUUUUAACAGGUUUUGAGGUAUGUUCAGGAGACGAAGAUGGAAGACUCUAAGAAGAUACGGGAAGAGAUUGAGAGAUGCAUAUCAGCUUUAAACCCCAUUUAAUGUAUGGACUUGUACAGACUCAAAAAUGUUGCGUAUGCGUAUUGACAUUUUUAACGUCUUUUGGUACUAUAUAAAUUAUUUUCUGUUGGUGUUUAGAUGUUGCAAACUGGAAAAUGUAGUUGCCGCUUUGUACAGUGAGAAAUGCAGUGAUAAGCUUUAUAUUCUUAAAGGGCCCAUCCAUAUUACGAUAUUCUCAGAUCUAUGUUAUAAUGUUGUUUUCUCAUCACAAACAGACCCGGAGGUGUGUUUUGUUUCAUUCACACAUGUUUAACACGCAACUCAUAUUUCUCUGAGUUCUUAUCCCAAACAGAAAACACCUUGUUCCACCUUGUGAUGUCAUGUCGUAAUACAGGAAGUGCUCCACUGUGUUUCUAAACUUCAUACACCUUCACUAGAAUCAUUUGCAUGAUUUCAGCUCUGGAAUUGUCAGUCUCUACUGAGUUAAAGGUAAAAGGUAGACGUUAACUUGAAAACUACCGCUUCAUGAUAUCACAAGGUGGAACAGAGCAUUUUGAGCUUUGGAAAUGUAGACAGACUAAUAAUAAAGGGUUACUUAAACACAUGUAGAUGAAACAAAACACAACUCCAGGUAUGUUUUUAAUGAGGUAACAACAUUAUAACGUGAUUUAAACCUCACAAGAGUCAUUUUUCUGUAAUAUAGGACCUUUAAGCCUUGUUUUCACCAAGAGCCAUAGACAGCAUCACAUUGUCCACUGUUUCCAAGGGAGAGGUUUUCGUGAGUAUGUGACAAGUUUAAAGCGUCAAUAUGAAACUUUUCUGGUGGAGGGAUCAGCCACAUGCUGGCCUCUAUAGAGAUGUUAUUGUUUUGCCUGGAAUGGUCAACAGUAUGGCAUUAAACAUAUCUAUCGUGUAGGUCUCUUGUUCAUUUACAUAUGUUUUUGCUACUAAAAAAAAACUUGAAAAACAUGGAUUCUUUCAAUGAAUGGGCUUGGCUCUCUGCAGAUCUGACCUGUAACUUGGCCUGGUGAUGUUGCCUGCUUUUCUCUGUGGAUGUCGAAAAGAUUAAUGACACACAGUGGAACACUACGCAAAGCAAAAACAUCUGGGAGACCCUGACCCAGAAAAGUUAAUGUGUGUAAUCAUUGAUAUCAGAGGUGUAUUAUCAAACUGCAAAUAUGACUAAAAUGUUCUCACAAGAGACAAGAAGAAUAUUGCAAUAGUAAUCAUCAAAAAACAUACCUGAAGAGAUUUUAGAUAUCAUCCAUGCAUGUUUGAGUUAUCUAGUGAUCUCUUCUCGAUACAAUGCUCAGCCCACAAACCUACAUAACCCAUGCUCCUGCACUGACAUUUUUCUUAAAUAUACAAGAGCAGCAUACAAAAAAAAUACACUACAACUUCACAAACCUGAUGUGAUGUGCAGUAGUUUCAUUAGCAGGAUGCACGCUCAUUGUGCAGUCAGUGCUCUGAAGGGGGAGUGACUUAGACUUUGUUGUUGUAGCAUUGUAGCAUUUUCAAAACAAUAAAAGGAAACAUGGCGAUCUAAAUGUGUUUACAAUUAAUACCCCAUAGAAGUGUAAUAACCCCUCUUUAAAAACACAAAGAGGGGACUAUAUAAGUAAUUACCUCGACCACUCUUAUUGAACAAGCAGACAAAGACGAUCAAUGUAACACAGCAUGACCCGUUUUUAGCAACAUGCUGUACUCCUCAGACAAUAUCGCUAACCUCCUCUACAGUGAAAACAAGGCUUAAUCUAACUUCUCUCCAAAUGCAUUCUAUUUAAGCACUUGUGAAAGCUUUAAGUGUAGUUACGUGUUCAAAAGUGCUAGUUAUUGUGUUGACGUGUACUUUUGUGGGUCAUGUAUUGUAUUAUGUACUUUGUCUGUAUUCGGGGUGGCCUCAAAAGUCAACCGCAAUGCCUGCUCCCCUCCUUUCAGUCUAUUGCAGUUUGAAUUAUGGACUGUUAUAAUAAGCUGCAAUGAAAGAUAGCACGCGCGCACCCAUAUGGACAGACGAAUGGUUGGCGUUGCCGUUGGCGAACAUGCUAAUGAGCUAUUUUGUUUAAUGCAGAGAUGACGCUAACAUUAAACACUGAUGUGAAAGUGA
This is a messenger RNA of Periophthalmus magnuspinnatus, 4760 nucleotides long. RefSeq names its product sema domain, immunoglobulin domain (Ig), short basic domain, secreted, (semaphorin) 3E (gene sema3e). The transcript is spliced from 18 exons. The coding region runs from base 124 to 2499 and encodes 791 amino acids. The record is from RefSeq and is a predicted model, not a curated record. Gene Ontology annotation, biological process: axon guidance; negative chemotaxis; neural crest cell migration. Lineage: Eukaryota; Metazoa; Chordata; Actinopteri; Gobiiformes; Gobiidae. Gene Ontology annotation, molecular function: semaphorin receptor binding; chemorepellent activity.